Messenger RNA from Drosophila busckii, 1504 nucleotides. RefSeq lists its product as uncharacterized. NCBI's taxonomy places the organism in Eukaryota, Metazoa, Arthropoda, Insecta, Diptera, Drosophilidae. The record is from RefSeq and is a predicted model, not a curated record. The transcript has a single exon. Gene Ontology annotation, molecular function: peptidyl-prolyl cis-trans isomerase activity. The coding region runs from base 274 to 1446 and encodes 390 amino acids. Gene Ontology annotation, biological process: protein peptidyl-prolyl isomerization.
CACUGCGUGUGUGUGUGUGUGUGUGUGUGUGUGUGUGUGGCAGCAGAAAAUAAAACUGCGCACACACUGUAAUUCAUAACGUCAGUUACCCCAAGUGUGUCUGCAGCAGAUGUUUCUGUCGCUGUCGCAGUCGCAGUCGCUGUCAGUAUGUCCAGAUCGGAGUUGGCCUGUCGUGAAAUCUCCACAUUUACUUAAUAAAGUAAAUUCAUAUUGUUGUUACAAUUCAAUUAAAGGAGCGCUGCAAGUUCUGGAAAUUACAAAUUCUCGUAGGCAAUGGAAUAUCGCACAUUAAAUUUCUCCGAGUUCACGCUGCGCGCACUCAAAGAGCUCUCGAUACACAAGCAGUCGCAUAUAUUGGCCAGCAAGCUGCUGCGUGGCAAUCAGGCAAAGAAACUACUGCCCGCUCAGCGUAUGCCCAGCUACAAGGAGUUCCAGCGCUUGGUGCAGGCGGUGCAUGGACGCAGCCGUGAGGCGCAGCAUAGCAAACGCGUUUGCGUCUACGAGAGUUUGAUGGAGCUGCGUCGUGAUCAGCUGAACGCAUCGAAGCUGAAGCGCGUGCAGUCUGAGCUGCAGACUCGCUGGAGCUGUGCGGCCAAAAAGUCGAUGCUGAAUGUUAGAAGCUUGUCCAGCGUGCUGGAGCAUAAGCAGGAAAUUUAUCGUAAGAAUAUUUGGCUAUUGAAACGCAUGAACUUCAUUUAUCGCAUGCAUGGCGCUGUCGACAGUUUCAAUCGCAGCUUUAAGGCACCGGCGCCCAAUCAUCACAAGCUUAAGGCCGACGCCGAGGAGCUGCAGCGACGCAACAAUUUCUUGGGCUGCCGCCUAAUGCGCGUCAAGUCGAAAGUGGAUUCGCGCAAUCCCUGGGUGCCCUCGCCGGCGGGCCUAAUGUUGGAGGCCACGGCGGAUACGUUGCGGAAAUAUCGCAGCUAUAUGCCGCGCUCCAGGCAGCCGCGGGCCAAGAAGCUGCUGCGCCCGAUCAUCUACUUUGAUCUGGCGCUGGGCAACGAGCGGCCGCUGGGACGCAUUUGCAUACAACUCUUUACGGAGGUGAGUCCGGAAGUUGUGCUCGAGUUUGUGCGCCUCGCCAGCAGCAAUGAGGUGCAGGCGCACAGAUUCACGCACAUCUUUCCGGAUCUGUGGAUGCAGGGUGAGCUGACGCCGCACGACUUGAAUGCCCUGGAGCAGCAUCAUCAGAAUGCGCCCUCGCCGCUGAAUGCGUCGCGUCUAAAGGGCGUGCUCUCGUAUGCGUGGCGCCAUCGCCAGCAUUUCCCACAGGGCGUGCUAAGCUACAGCAUUAGCUUCAAAACGUUGCCGUUGACGGCGCGGCGACGUGUCAACUUUGGGCGUGUGGUGCGUGGCGUGCGACUGUUGGAGGUCUGUCGGGACUAUGGCACAAAUUGUGGGCACCUUAAGAAACGCAUUGCAGUCGUUGAAUGCGGUUUGCUCUAAAGCGAACAGCCAACAGUGUGUUGCAUGUCAGAUAAGCGCACAAAAAAAAAAAAAAAAA